This is a messenger RNA of Ramularia collo-cygni, 1776 nucleotides long. RefSeq names its product related to nucleolar protein 12. The transcript has a single exon. Gene Ontology annotation, molecular function: RNA binding. NCBI's taxonomy places the organism in Eukaryota, Fungi, Ascomycota, Dothideomycetes, Mycosphaerellales, Mycosphaerellaceae. The record is from RefSeq and is a predicted model, not a curated record. The coding region runs from base 1 to 1776 and encodes 591 amino acids.
AUGGCCGAGGACAAGAAACACAGCAAGGCCGACAAGGCGGAGAGAAAGUCAAAAAAGAGCGCGACCGAUGGUGAUGUGAAAAAGGCGAAGAAGGAGAAAGGCAAGGAUAAGGCGAAAGUGAAGGACAAGAGCGCAAAGACUGCGAAGAAUGCGUUGCUCGCAGACUCGAAGAUCGUUGAUCAAAGUCUGGCAUCCUUGUUCGCUGUGAAGCAGCCACCGGUGAAAGCCCCACUACCUCAAGCCAACGCAAUUGAAGAGGACCACGAGGAAGUAGACGACGAUGCGGAACUGAGCAGCAUUGACGGCGGCGUCGAGCUGGACAAGGAUGAAGAGGAUGAGAAGGGAGACUUCGCAGCAGAAACUACACCUGCGGAAGCUUUGGCGGGCGAUGCGACGGAUGGAGCACCCAAGCGGAAGCGCAAGAGGAACGACGGCGACGAGCUGGAGGACGCUUAUAUGCGCAAACUUACGCGAGAGGAGGACAAAGAUGCCGCGAGAGCAGCCGCUGAACGUGCAGCCAAGAGGCAGCGUGCCAAUGUGAAUGAUGUACAGGAAGCGGGUGCCGAGGAGGACGAGAAAGCAGAUUCCGACGCUGAGAUGGAGGAUGUCACGGAAGACGAUGAGGACGCCAUGUCUCCUCCACCAAAGCACGAGACACAGACUGGUGCAACUCCUGACGACGAGCUUCUCAAGGCCAACCGUACGGUCUUCUUAGCCAAUGUCUCCACGGAAGCCAUCACGUCCAAGUCAUCCCGCAAAGCCCUCCUCACCCAUCUGGCCUCGUUCUUCCCGGAGCUCCCGAAACCCAAGGUCGACGCCCCGAAACCCAAAGUCGAGUCUCUACGCUUCCGCUCCACCCCCUACGCUGCUGCUAUCCCGAAAAAGGCCGCCUACGCGAAGAAGGAGCUGAUGGAUGCUACCACCAAGUCCACAAACGCCUAUGCGGUCUACUCUACGCCUGCUCUCGCACGAGAAGCUUGUUCGCGCCUGAACGGUACAGUGGUGCUCUCUCGCCAUCUCCGUGUGGACUCCGUUGCACACCCCGCCAAAAUCGACAACCACCGCUGUAUCUUCGUCGGCAACCUUGGCUUUGUCGAUGAUGAGACCAACAUUCAAGAUGCCAAUGAGGAGGAAGGCCGCGAAGUGCGCAAGCGUGGUAAAGAGCCCGCCGAUAUUGAAGAAGGACUCUGGAGGACCUUUGCCAAGUGUGGAAAUGUCGAGAGUGUACGAGUCAUUCGCGACAGUACGACCCGCGUGGGUAAAGGAAUCGCAUAUGUUCAAUUCGAGGACGAAAACGCCGUCGAAGCGGCUCUCCAAUACAACGAGAAAAAAUUCCCGCCGAUGCUACCGCGGAAGCUGCGCGUUUCGCGUGCAAAGGCCGUGAAGCGGAAUGCUAAACCAGGAAGCGGGRGACCUACGACGAACAAGUCGAGGCCGACCGGAUAUCAGAGAAAAUUCACGGCAGAGGAGCAAUCAAGUAUGGGGCGAACGAGCAAGCUGUUCGGCAGAGCUGCGGCUGCGAAGCAGGCGAAGGAACCCAAGGCGAGAGGAACGGCGGCGAAUACGACUCCGUUGGGUGAGGCUGGUGCUAGUAAGGGGAAAAGUGCGCUUGGGGAGGGCAUUAGGAAACCCGAAUCGUUCAUCUUCGAGGGUCACAGAGCGAGAUCCACGGGCGGCAAGGCUGGUUUGAAGUUGGGUGGAAAGAAGAAGGGCACAAAAGUCACCGGUCGGAGCAAAGCGUUCAAAACGAAAGCCAAGGCAAAGGCCGGCAAAUAG